Messenger RNA from Serinus canaria (Common canary), 1932 nucleotides. RefSeq names its product thioredoxin interacting protein (gene TXNIP). Gene Ontology annotation, biological process: protein transport. The record is from RefSeq and is a predicted model, not a curated record. Gene Ontology annotation, molecular function: ubiquitin protein ligase binding. Gene Ontology annotation, cellular component: cytoplasm. NCBI's taxonomy places the organism in Eukaryota, Metazoa, Chordata, Aves, Passeriformes, Fringillidae.
GGCAGCUGCACCCUCAGAGCGCUGAGGUCCCGGGGCAGCCGCUCCUGUGGGAACUUCGCAGCGUUUCUCAACAAAGCCUUCCCUCGCUUAGUUGUUUUUUUUUUUUUUUUUUUUGCCUCGGGCGGAUUUUUGGAUUUUUGUUGCCCUACGGGGAUAAAACCCUGCAGCCCUUGCUUGAUCAACCCCUUCGUCCUCAUCCCGCCUCAGCCAUGGUGAUGUUCAAGAAAGUGAAGAACUUCGCUGUGGCUUUCAGCGAGCCCGACAAGGUUUAUUUCAGCGGGGACAAGGUGGCCGGGCGAGUGCUGGUGGAGGUGGCCGAGGUGACCCGUGUCACCGCCGUCAAGGUGCUGGCGUGUGGCGUGGCCAGGGUGACCUGGGCCAAGGGCCCGGCGCAGUGCCGGCAGGAGAUGGAGUACCUGCGCUUCGAGGACGUGCUGGCCCUGGAGGAGCAGCCCACAGAUGAGGACGGCUCAGUCAUCCUGAGACCUGGCAACAAGUACGAGUACAAAUUCGGCUUCGAGCUGCCCCAGGGGCCGUUGGGCACCACCUUCAAGGGCAAGUACGGCUCUGUGGAUUACUGGGUGCAGGCGUCCCUGGAGCGCCCAUCCUGCCCCGCUCAGCAGAUCAAGAAACGCUUCGAGGUGAUGGAUCCUGUGGAUGUGAACACCCCAGAACUGCUGUCUCCAGUGGCGGCCAAAAAGGAGAAGAAAGUGUCGUGCAUGUUCAUCCCUGAUGGCCGCGUGUCUGUCAGCGCCCAGAUCGACAGGAAGGGCUUCUGUGAAGGUGAUGAGAUCUGCAUCAACGCCGACUUUGAGAACACCUGCUCACGCAUCGUGGUGCCCAAGGCAGCCAUCGUGGCCAAGCACACCUACCUGGCCAACGGGCAGACCAAGGUGUUCUCCCAAAAACUCUCCUGUGUUCGGGGCAACCACAUCAUCUCUGGCACCUCCGAGUCCUGGCGAGGCAAAACCAUCCGUGUGAAGAAGCUCAAACCCUCCAUCCUGGGCUGCAACAUCCUCAGGGUGGAGUAUUUCCUGCAGAUCUACGUCAGCGUGCCAGGCUCCAAGAAAAUCAUCCUGGAGCUGCCCCUGGUGAUCGGGAGCCGCUCUGGCAUCGGCAGCCGCAGCUCCAGCAUGGCCAGUCAGACCAGUUCCGAGAUGAGCUGGGUGGACCUGAACCUCCCCGACGCUCCCGAGGCUCCCCCGUGCUACCUGGACAUCGUUCCCGAGGAUCACCGGCUGGAGAGCCCCACCACGCCCCUGCUGGACGAUCCCGACGGCUUCGACAGCCCCAUCUUCAUGUACGCUCCCGAGUUCAAGUUCAUGCCUCCCCCCACCUACACGGAGGUGGAUCCCUGCGUGUCCAACAACAACAACAAACACCACCAGCAUCACCCAGUGAGCUCCGCAGCCGCGGGCUCUGGACUGGGCUCGCUGUGCCACAAACCCGCAGCGCAUCUGCAGAGGGAAAAUGAACAAUGCCACAUUCCCGAGGAGCUGCUGCAUCCCCAGGGGUUCCUGCAUUUCCCCAGGGAUUCCUGCACUCCCCAUCCCAAAUCUGGAGGAUAAAAAACCCCUCAAGCACUGGGGGGAGAUGAGGCAGAUCCGGCUGGGGACCCUCGGCUGUCGUGGUCCUUGCUCUGUCGUGACAGGGGCCAGGCAGGGAGUUGUGGUUUUUAAUCAAUUCCAUCUGGAUUUUGGUGACUUUGGGCGAUCCCGCCGAGGGAGGAGGGGGCGCUGUGACCGCGGUGGAUCCGUCCUGUCGCGACACAAAUCGGUGUCACGACCUUUUGUACUCUUUGUUUUGUACAUAGCGUUUCGGGGAGGGGGGUGGGGGGAAAAGCACAGAAAUGCAAAUUUUGUACUUUUUCGUGGCCCCUGGGGGGCGAAAUUUGUAAUAAAAUUGUAAUAAAUAAAUGAAAUUAUUCCUUUA